This is a messenger RNA of Cheilinus undulatus (humphead wrasse), 1936 nucleotides long. RefSeq names its product arrestin, beta 1 (gene arrb1). The coding region runs from base 69 to 1322 and encodes 417 amino acids. Gene Ontology annotation, biological process: visual perception; G protein-coupled receptor internalization; signal transduction. The transcript has 16 exons. Gene Ontology annotation, molecular function: G protein-coupled receptor binding. Lineage: Eukaryota; Metazoa; Chordata; Actinopteri; Labriformes; Labridae. The record is from RefSeq and is a predicted model, not a curated record.
UCCCUCCAUCCUCCUCCUCCUCCAUCAUCUCUGUGUCCGGCUGCUGUUGGCUCGUUGCUGCUGUCAGGAUGGGAGAUAAAGGAACCAGAGUGUUUAAGAAAGCCAGUCCCAAUGGAAAGCUCACCGUCUACCUUGGGAAGAGAGACUUUGUGGACCACGUGGACCUGGUGGAGCCUGUUGAUGGCGUCGUCCUGAUUGACCCAGAGUACUUGAAGGAGAGGAAAGUGUUCGUGACUCUGACCUGUGCGUUCCGGUAUGGCCGUGAGGAUUUGGACGUCCUGGGGUUGACAUUUCGUAAAGAUCUGUUCGUGGCAAACAUUCAGGCGUUCCCUCCGCUGCCCGAGGAAAAGAAGAGUCUGACACGCCUCCAAGAACGGCUGAUGAAAAAACUGGGAGAGCACGCCCAUCCGUUUACCUUUGAGAUUCCUCUGAACCUGCCGUGCUCCGUCACCCUGCAGCCGGGCCCAGAGGACACCGGGAAGGCCUGUGGGGUGGACUUUGAGGUGAAAGCUUUCUGUGCAGAAAACGCUGAAGAAAAGAUCCACAAAAGGAACUCGGUACGUUUGGUGAUCAGGAAGGUGCAGUAUGCUCCAGAGAAACCCGGCCCUCAGCCCACGGCAGAGACCACCAGACAGUUCCUGAUGUCAGACAAACCUCUACACCUGGAGGCGUCUCUGGACAAAGAGAUCUAUUACCACGGAGAGCCAAUCAGUGUCAACGUCCACGUCACCAACAACACAAACAAGACGGUGAAGAAGAUGAAGAUCUCAGUUCGACAGUACGCAGACAUCUGCCUCUUCAACACGGCUCAGUACAAAUGUCCGGUGGCCACUGAGGAGUCUGAUGAUGUCGUUGCUCCCAGUUCGACUUUCUGUAAAGUCUUCACUCUGACUCCGUUUCUGGCCAACAACCGAGAGAAACGAGGCCUGGCGCUGGACGGGAAACUGAAGCAUGAGGACACAAACCUGGCCUCCAGUACUCUGUUGAGAGAAGGAGCCAAUAAGGAGAUUUUAGGCAUCAUUGUGUCUUACAAAGUCAAAGUGAAGCUGGUCGUGUCCCGAGGCGGGCUCCUGGGAGACUUGGCAGCAAGUGACGUCUCUGUGGAGCUGCCUUUCACAUUAAUGCACCCAAAGCCGCUGGAGGAAUCCCUCUACAGAGACGCGGCAGACGAAGCUCCAGUCGACACAAACCUGAUCGAGUUUGACACAAAUGAUGAUGACAUCAUCUUCGAAGACUUUGCACGCCAGCGGCUGAUUGGUGCAAAGGACGAUAAGGAUGAAGAUGAGGAGCCGGUGGACUCGCCCAAACUGGACGACAGAUAAAGACCUUGAGCGUCACCAUUGCACCACUGCUGUUGAUGUUUAGCCACUAUUGUAUUGUGGAGCUAACAGAGGUCACCUUUAGGUAAAACCACAGUCUGGACACCCUUAAAACGGCAGGCGGUGCCGUGUUUGUGUUCUCGUUCAUGUUCUUCCUCUCUCUGCUUCUUGCCGGGUGUAAAAAGCUAGAGUACUGCAGCCUAGGACUCAGUCGUGUUUUCAGACGAAGCAGAUCUCCCCUCUUCCACCAACCGGCCGCAGACCUGGUCUGGUGGACGCCGCGUCAUAACGGGGUUCUGGUAGCAUGCCUCCAAUGUCACCUUGUUCUACAUGUUUCCAUUAGGGACCUGACAGGUCGAGUCGAGGUUGUUUUUGAUGUGUCGUAUCAGACAAACACCAACACUGCCAGCUUUGGUUGAUGUGGACCGGUCCAGCACUUGAGCCACAACAUGGACUCCCGCUGACCCUCAUUAACCAUGUGAAUACAAGGCUGCAGAGCAUGAAGAAACGCCAGAACCAGAGUCAACCACAGGACUUCACUUGGCAGGACCUGAACCUGUUUGAGAGCCACCAAUCAGCCUGACAAACUGGGGACCGUGUGUGCAUGACAUACUUUA